CAUGAAACGGUCGGAGCUCCGAGGUAGAAACCUCGGAUCUCGCGCGUCGUUGUCGUCAACGAUCGUCGCUUCGAAUGUUAGCGGCGAGUACCUGAUGAAGGUGGCUAUCGGCACGCCGCCGGUGGAUGCACUGGUCAUCGCCGACACCGGCAGCGACUUGAUUUGGAUCCAAUGCGAGCCCUGUAAGAGCUGCUUCGAUCAACCCGCCCCGGUUUUCGACCCGGCGAAAUCGUCCACUUUCCGGCACGUGCCGUGCCAGUCGCCGGACUGUCACGGUUCGGCCGACACGACCUGCGACGAAACGAGCAACACGUGCGAGUACCGCGUCGCGUACGGAGACAAGUCCCGCAGCUCCGGGUGGCUGGCCAGGGAGAGUUUAACGUUAGGGGCGUCGAAAACGGCGGCGCAGGAAAUCGUGUUCGGGUGCGGGUUUGAAAAUCAGGGCACCUAUGGGGAGGGGUCUGGGAUGCUCGGCCUGGGAGGGGGAAAUCUAUCGCUGAUUUCUCAGUUGCGCCCAUCAAUCGCCGGCAAAUUUUCCUACUGUUUAGUCCCAAUGACAAAACCCGGCGUCCCCAGUAAAAUCAAUUUCGGCGAUUCCGCCGUCGUUUCCGGCGCCGGGGCGGUCUCGACCCCGCUGGCCGCCACACCCGACAAAACAUUCUAUUACGUAACACUAGAAGGAAUCAGCGUCGGGAAAACCAGAAUCAAAUUCAACGACUCCUCGAAUGCCGAGUUCUUCAACAAGGAAGGGAACAUCAUCGUGGACUCCGGAACAACGCUGACGUAUCUCCCCGGCGACGUCUACGCAGCCGUGGAGUCUGCGGUCCGGCUAGAGAUCAACACGGCCACCAUCGCAGACCCGCCCGGCGUUCUGAAUCUCUGUUACGACGCCGCAUCCCUGCCGCCGGAAAAGAUUCCUAGUAUCACCUUGCAUUUCAGAGGAGCCGACUUGACGUUGGAAAGCACAAACACUUUCGUCCCGACAUCCGAUGUUUCUCUCUGCUUUGGGUUUUCCGAGGAUGGGAUUAAUCAACCGAUUCUUGGAAACAUAGCGCAGAUGAAUUUUCUGGUGGGCUAUGAUCUGGAGAAGAUGACGGUGUCCUUUAAGCCCACUGAUUGCUCGUCUGAUGGUUCCUCUGUCCAGACGAAAACAAUAAUUAUUCUUCUUAUUUUUUUAAAUUUUAUUUUUUACAUGAGUUGA
Ipomoea nil (Japanese morning glory) is the source of this 1201-nucleotide messenger RNA. RefSeq names its product aspartic proteinase CDR1-like. The record is from RefSeq and is a predicted model, not a curated record. Gene Ontology annotation, biological process: proteolysis. The transcript has a single exon. Gene Ontology annotation, cellular component: extracellular region. Gene Ontology annotation, molecular function: aspartic-type endopeptidase activity. The coding region runs from base 2 to 1201 and encodes 399 amino acids. NCBI's taxonomy places the organism in Eukaryota, Viridiplantae, Streptophyta, Magnoliopsida, Solanales, Convolvulaceae.